Staurois parvus is the source of this 2105-nucleotide messenger RNA. Lineage: Eukaryota; Metazoa; Chordata; Amphibia; Anura; Ranidae. The record is from the annotation of a GenBank genome assembly.
GUGGUAGAAGAUCUCAACAGGGGUGCAAAGGGUACCAAUGCAGCCAACACACAGAAUGACAACAAGGAGGUCACUGUGAAAGGGCUCAGCAACCUGGGGAACACAUGCUUCUUCAAUGCUGUGAUGCAGAAUUUGUCUCAGACACCAACACUGCGAGAGCUUCUGAAUGAAGUCAAACCUUCAGGAAAAACUGUAACUGUCCAAGUGCCUGCUGACUCUCACUCUACACCACGAGAAGUGACCCUGGAGCAGCAGCCUGGGCCACUUACCUUGGCAAUGUGGCAAUUCCUUACUGAGAUGCAGGAGACUAAGAAAGGGGUUGUAACCCCUAAAGAGCUCUUCUCUCAGGUCUGUAAAAAAGCCAUCCGAUUCAGAGGGUAUCAGCAGCAAGACAGCCAGGAGCUUCUCCGCUACCUUCUAGAUGGAAUGAGAGGAGAAGAGAUACAGAGGGUAACGUCAGCGAUUUCUAAGACAUUACAGGCUGCAUCAGAGAAGAUCGAGGAUGAGGGAAGUUAAAAAGAUUGUCAGAGACUGUGAAAAAAGAAGAGUUAUCCCCAACUUUGUGGACCGCUUAUUUGGAGGGAGAACUGACAAGUACAAUAAUGUGUGAGACCUGUCACACAGUAUCUUUAGUUCAUGAGCCUUUUCUCGAUCUCUCACUUCCUGUCUUGGAUGACAUGCCUGCCAAGAAAAGUACUGCAAAAUCAGCAAAAGCGGUCAAUGAAAAAAACGAUGAAGAGGAAAGUGACAAUGACAGUUAUGUAAAAGACAGGAAUGAUCUUCCUUCAGGGCCGAGUAAACACCUUCAAAAGAAAGCAAAGAAGCAAGCCAAAAAACAAGCCAAGACCCAGCGGCGACAGCAGAAGUUACAAGAUAAGACCCUGCUGCUGAAUGAUCAGAACAUGAGCAAUACUGACGAUGAAGGCUUUAUCCCUGACAAUAACAAUGUGCCGGAUAAUAACUGUAGGCAGCAAGAUGAGACCUCAACAAAUGGACUGUCUUCCAGUAUAACCAGUGAAGUAGUAUAUAUGGAAAAUAAAGAGGAAGAUCUAGGACAUUUGGAAAACAAAGAACCAUGCCAGACAAACCCAGAAAAUAAUACUGAGGCUAGCUCUUAUAUCCUGGAAAGCCAACAUAAUUCUGUGACAGAAGAUCAGGAAAAUGGUGCUGAUCUGAAUCGGAGAAGCGUACAUAAGACUGAGCCUAGUCUGGAAACUGAGGGUCAGCCCAGCAAUGAAGUGACUGCUGUUCUGGAAAAUGGAGAUAUCAGACAGACCAACAUAGAUACUGAUGAGGCAAAACAUAAUGCAUUUGACAGCCAGCUAACAGAAAACCUAAAUCGGCUUAAUUUGAGUUCAGACCUAGAAAGGCUAAAUCUGAGCUCAGACCUUGAGCCUAAUGAUAUUGAAAUUCAAAUUAUAGAUGAAACGCACACUACAAAGAUCUACGAAGUGGUGAAUGAAGACCCCAGAACCGCCUUUUGCACCCUUGCGGACCGAAAGGAACUUCAGCUGGAUGAGUGGUCAGUCCUCAGUUGUCUCUAUCAGUUUACCCGCAAGGAGGACCUGCUGGGCAAUAACCAACUGCUGUGUAAUACAUGUACACAGCGACAGGUCAAGACAAUGAAACAUAACAAUAAAGGUAAGAAGAAGUUUGUUUACACGAAUGCCAAGAAACAAAUGUUGGUCUCUGCUCCGCCUUCUAUACUGACCCUCCAUUUGAAGAGAUUUCAGCAGAACGGUUUCAAUCUUCACAAGAUUAACAAACACAUCAAGUUCCCGGAAGUCAUUGACCUGGCUCCCUUCAGUACAGUAAAAUGCAAGAAUAUCUCUGAUGGAGAGGACAGACUUCUGUACUCCUUGUAUGGUGUGAUUGAACACAGUGGAACCAUGCGUUCUGGACACUACACUGCCUAUGUGAAAUCGCGAACCCCAAACACUCAUCUGUGCGACCUUGUACUUCGGAAAGUACUUCCUGAAGUGCCGACUACAGAGCCUACAAAAGGUCAUUGGUUCCACAUCAGCGACAGCCAUGUACAAGCGGUACCACUGAACAAAGUGCUGAACUCUCAGGCCUACCUCCUGUUUUAUGAGAGGAUACUGUAA